AAAUCCUUCAAUCGUUGCCCCGUUUUAUCGAUAUGUUGUUCCUAUUGUUCUUCUUUAUGCUUGUGUUUGCCAUUCUUGGCUUUUAUAUGUUUUCACCCAAUCCUUCAGAUCCGUAUUUUUCAACUAUUGGCCAAAGUUUUGUCAGUCUAUUUGUUUUGUUGACGACUGCAAAUUUUCCCGAUGUUAUGAUGCCUUCGUAUAAAAUGAACCGAAUCUCUAGUGUUUUUUUCAUAGCAUUCCUUAUAAUACACGUGUAUUUUUUGAUGAAUAUCAUGUUAGCCGUAGUUUACGAAGCAUUUAACCGAAUAGAAAAAGAAAAGUUUCGUAAACUAUUGCUUCACAGACGCCGGGCCUGUAAACUGGCCUUCAAUUUGUUGGUCACCCAGAAGUUGCCGCAAAAGAUAUCAUACAAACACUUGUUAUAUUUGUUACAAACAUUUGUUACACUCUAUGGACUCGAGGCGUGUCUCAAACUUAUCGGUUUCGGACUGAUCCGAUAUUUUAGUUCCGGUUGGAACAGAUUCGACUUUGCCAUAACCUGUUUGGCCAUUAUUGGCCUCAUAUUUACCGAAUCUAUGCGUUUGCCGUUUAGUUUUGUGUUUGUCCUGCGAUCCAUACGUUUCCUGCAUCUGUAUUGCGAUGAGAUUGUCGAUUGGAUUUUUUUUUUUGAAACUCAGAGGACAUACAUAUAACAGUUGAACAGACAGUCAGUGCUGAAGAGUUAAGAUUUUGUGUGGAAACUAACGGUUCUAACACUACAAGUGGUCAAUCAUCGCGUAAUAUAUCGCAACUGUUGCGAAAUAGUCGCUAUUUUUUCCAAUCCCAGUCCCUGACGUCGAGUAGUGGUUCUAGUGGUGGCUCUGGAGAACAGGUAUAUAAGGGUACCAGAGCUCGAACCAAGUUUUCCUUAAGUCUGAACAUGUAUUGCGAUGAGAUUGUCGAUUGGAUUAAAAAAGCGGAUGAAGAAGAUGGACAACAACGACAACAACAACAGCUAAGAAAUCUACACUCUAUUAGUGGUGAUGACAGCAACAGACAACAGCCGUCCACUUCGGUUACCGAUUCGCAUAACAAUGAAUCUCACGGACGGUAUUCGCGAUUUACUCGUAGAGCUCUCUCAUGUGUUUCUUAAGCGACACGACAUGACAACAACAGACAGUUAUUUAAACACUUAAGAAAACUAUUACUAAUUAUUAUUAUUUCU
Molecule: messenger RNA, 1204 nt
Organism: Oppia nitens
Lineage: Eukaryota; Metazoa; Arthropoda; Arachnida; Sarcoptiformes; Oppiidae
Product: two pore channel protein 1-like
Exons: 4
Coding region: 33-692 (219 amino acids)
Biological process (GO): monoatomic ion transport; transmembrane transport
Cellular component (GO): lysosomal membrane; endosome membrane
Molecular function (GO): voltage-gated channel activity; monoatomic ion channel activity
Source: RefSeq, a predicted model, not a curated record